Molecule: messenger RNA, 4606 nt
Organism: Caretta caretta (loggerhead turtle)
Lineage: Eukaryota; Metazoa; Chordata; Testudines; Cheloniidae
Biological process (GO): regulation of DNA-templated transcription
Source: RefSeq, a predicted model, not a curated record
GAAAAUGGAGGGACCUUCCUGUGCCAACCCCUCCCCGCCCCCCCGGACACCUGGGUCCCUCCGGGGCUGGCUUGGGCGUACGGGGGCGAGUCCCCCUGUGAGCGCAGGAGGAGAAACAGCCGCAGAGGCAGGAAAUCGGGGGCUGCAGGGCCGGGCGUGGGGCUCGGAGCCCAACCGGGGCUGGAACCGGAAAACCCCCCCCAGCUGAGCCAGGUCCGGGCCGCAGGAGAGCUCCGGGGCAGGGGGCUCAGUCUAUGGGGAAGCAAAGCAGGGCGCUGGCUGGAGAUGGGGAAAUUGUGAAUGAUGAUGGUGCAGCGAAGGCAGAAGGGCUCAAUGGGCAUUUCUGCUCUGCCCUUGGAAAGACGCUCCAUGGAGUAUUGUAAUUGUACGGUAUGUAGAACUGCCAGGGGUCCCGUUUUGUCCAGUCGAAAAGGGGACCGGACACUCAACGUCCGGUUAUCGGAGUAACCGCAGGCAGCCUCUCCGCGCAGAGGGCGGCAAGAGCAGCAGCUGCUGCUACCUGGGGCAGCUGCUCAGCUGUUGACGGAGAGAAGUGGUUCCAGCCUCCAGCAGACUGAACAAAGGUUUGAACAACGGAUGCCGUGUGUUAAGAGUCAAUGUAGUCCAGAAAAAUGAAGAUGAUCCCUGAGAACCACUUUUAUGACAGAACUGUGUACUCUAAGGAAUGCCAGUGCGCAACCACAAGCAGAGGGGAGCAACUGGCCUUCAAAGAGUUAAGUGCCUAGCCAGCAGGCUUCAGCGGUCAGCUAUGUAGUUAACAUCGCGGCAUCCUCAGUUGACGCUCUUUUAUCUGGUGGCUAAACUGUGCUGCAGUCAGACUAGUGUGAGGUGAAAUGGCAGCACCCGAAAAGAGAAAGAUUCGAAGGCUGUGCUCUUUUAAAGACAAGUGGUUGCAACUCCCAGCGUAUCGGAAUUGGCUUAUGAAAGCAAGUGAAGACUCAGGGUAUUGUUCUAUUUGUCGUGUUCAAUUCACAGUUAAGUUUGAUUCUGUAAAAGCUAUCAAGCAUCAUGCGGAGACACCGGGUCACAAAAUCAAAGUACGAGCACAGGUACGGUCUAGUACUAUGGAUAAAUUCUUCGUAAAGGCUGAUGCCUCUGAAGAAGAACACACGUGCGCAGCUGAAUUGCUUCUAACAUAUCAUGGAGUUAAACACCAGCACAGCUACCGUUCUCAAGAUUGCGGAAGUACGCUGUACCGCUCCAUUUUCACUGAUUCCAAGAUAGCUUCCAAAAUUCACUACAGAAGGACAAAAGUGGAGGUUUUGAUCGAGAAAGUACUUGCCCCCCAUUCAUUGAAACUGGCUGUGCAAGACAUUGGAUCAACAUCGUUCUCAAUAGCGAUGGAUGCUUCUAAUAAAGGGAACACAAAAUUAUUCCCAGUUGCCGUCCGCUACUUUAAUAAAGAUAAGGGAAGCUGCAUGUGUAUCAUAGACUUUUUUGAGGAUGCAGACGAAACAUCAGAGGCAAUCGCAAAUAACUUAAAAAGUUGUCUUCAAAAUGCCGGUCUGAUACAUAAUCGAAUUGUGGCAUAUGGAGCAGACAAUGCAUCUGUUAAUUUUGGAAAACACAAGUCUGUUUUCGUGCACCUAAAACGAAUGUUGGAUUUACCAAACCUUGUGCCAGGCCAUUGCAGUGCUCACAUACUACACAAUACGGCGAAACAUGGCUUGAAAAUGCUCUCUUAUGAUGUAGAGCACUUGGUCAUCAACGUUUUCAGUGAAUUCUCGUCCAGUGAAAAGAAUAUUAGUGAACUUAAAGAGUUCUUUGACUUCAUGGGGACAGAAUAUUCAGAAAUCUUACCCCAUAUAGCUACACGUUUUCUGACCCUUUUCACUGCAGUAGACAGGUUACUGAAGAAUUGGCCAGCACUCAAAUCUUACUUUGUGAGCAAAGGAGAGGAAAAUGUGUGCCGUGCAAUAUGGGCCUUCCUUUCUGAGCAAGAGCAUGCAGUGUCCAACGAUGAAACUCUUACGCUUCCCGAGCUGUACAUCUAUUUUGUGCACAACAUUAUGAGCCAAUUUAACAACACCAUAAAGGUUCUUGAGAGUGAUUACGUUCAGGUAACUGAACUGUAUACUAAAUUCAACAAGCUGAGGAGAGAGAUUCAGAAUCGACAAGAAAGAGGAUUCUAUGGGUACCAGGUGACACAGUUCUUGAAGAAACUACCACCUAACAAGCAGAAUAAAUUUGUUGGAGAUGCCCAACGGGCUUACACACGUAUGGUACAGUACCUGGAAAAGUGGUUUGAUUUCAGUGAAAACUCUUUCUAUAAGAUGUGUGCGCCCCUCAAUCUGGACAGACCUCUUGAGCUAGACGAACUGUGUGCUUUGACGACAAGCUUGGGCAUUCAAGUGGACGGAGAUGAACUAUUUACAGAAAUGUGUACGUUGAAUGAUGUGCUACCGACCCUAAAGAAUUUGACAAAUUCUGCUGAAUCGACACUGCGUCGGCAGUCACAAGAGCCCCACAAUGUCUCCGAGGUGUGGGUAGAAUUCUUUAAGCGCUGCGAGGCCCCGAACUUACUUAAAAUUGUGCAGCACGUGCUUGCUACCCCACCCAGCAACACAUUUGUGGAAGGCAUUUUCAGGGUUAUGAAGAACUUGCGGACCGACAAAAGGAAUCGGCUCCAAGUGGACGUGGCAAAAGCUAAGCUAUUCGUGCACUUCAACUAUCAAAUGACCUGUGCCGAGUUUGCUGGAUUUUUGAAGACGGAAGCGGCUAAGGAGCUUGUGGGAACGGCAAGAAAAUAUCAGAAAGCCCAGCCGCUGUCCCCCGAUUGGGCAGACAGGCAGGCUCCACAUGAGCUUCUCCCAGCCCAGCUCUGCGGGUGGCAGGUCGUGGUGGGUGUGAACGUCAAGGAAGAGAACUCAGAGAAGAUGGCAUCCUCUGGGGCAUUAUGGGAAUAUCCUGGCUUCCAGCUGAAAUGGCUGCAGCCCCAUCCUGAGUGUGUAUCCCAGGAUGCAGGACAGGGUGAACCUCCAGGACCCCAGAACAAUGCACCACAUGUCCCCAGAGAGGCGCCCCAGCCCCUCCAGGAAAUAGCAUUUCCAGCGCUGCUGCCUGAGCUCAACUCCUCUCCCCCACCCGCGACGGAGGAGGGGCAAGGGUCCCUGGAGCAGCCAGCACUGAGAGGAGAGUCCCGGGCACUGCAGGGGCCGGUGCAGUUUGAGGACGUGGCUGUGACCUUCACGGAGGCGGAGUGGGAGCUGCUGGAUGAGGAGCAGAGGGAGCUGUACAGGGACGUCAUGCUGGAGAACUAUUGGAGCCUCCAGUCGCUCGGGUUCCACAUUCCCAAGCCAGAUGUAAUCUCCUGCAUGGAGCAAGGGCAGGCGCCAUGGGUCCCGGAUCCCCUGCCCACCCCUAAAAGGUGCCACAGUACAGGGCCCUGUCACUCCAGACAUUGCACAAAUACUGGACCAGAAGGCAAAGCGCUGCCCUAAGAACUGCAGUCUAAAAAUACCACUACAGGAAUGGUGCCGGGGGGGAAGGGUUGGAAUGGCAUCAAAUAUAUUGGUCUAGCAGCUGUAAUUCCCGAAUGCCCCAUUCCAUGUUUUUUCCAUUGGUUUAGGGCAAUCCAGGCUGUUUGGCUGAGUCCAGAGGGCUCAGGGGUUUAUGUGUGAUUGACCCAAGUAGAAUGGAAGGUCAAAUAAGGGACAGGAGUGGGUUUCUCUGGCCCACUGAGAAGAUCCAAGUUGUGCUCCCCUUCCCUGCCCCUGCUCUGCUAGCCAGGUAUAAAAUGGCUGGAUUUCACUCCAAAACUAUGACUUCCACCCUGGGCACUUCAGUUCAGUCUUCUUCGCAGGCAGCCGAAAGGGGAUUUCUUUUUAUACUAUAUUCUCCCAGCAUGCUUUACCACGGACAAGGCUGUUUAGAUGGCUGUCAUGGUGGAUUGUAUUUCCCAGCAUGCCUUGUCACAGGUAGGGCUCGUAAAAUGGCUGCCAUGGUGGAUGAAGCUUCCCUGAAUGCCUUGCCACAGGCAAGACUACAAAGAUGGCCAUUAUAAUGGUGGAAGGUUCCUAGGAUAGGGCCGAGUUAGACAGCCCCUCACGGCUGGCUUUCCUGUGUUCCAGCCAGCGUCAGGGCCACGAGAGGUGGCAAGGAGCUGAGGUGGGGGCAGUAGGAAGCUCCCGAGAGGGUGGCGCUGCCCCAUGUCCCCUCCCCACAGCCGCUGAGCCCAUGGGAGCAGUGCGACCGCUGCCCCAAAUGCGGUAAAAGCUUCCUCCCCACCUCGGCCCUGCAGAUGCAUCUGAGGAACCGUUCUGUAGAGAGGCCAUGCCCGUGCAGUUCCUGCAGGCUGCAGUUCAGCCAGGGUUACAAUCUGAUCAAGCACCAGGCCCCGCACAUGUGGGGAGCGCCCCUACUGGUGCCCUGACUGCAGCCGGUUUCGCUGUCAGAGCAACUCCAUCAUGCACCGCUGCAUGGCCCAUGCCUGCACCGAGACCGCCAAGAGCGUCACCGGAAGCUCCAAUUUUCUCAAGCGUGGGGCCCGCACGGCCGGCCGGCCGGCCGCAUCUUUGCCACCAAUGUGGGAAGAGCUUCGUCUCCAGGUCCCACCUGCAGGUGCGCUGCCUCAGCCACAGCGGGG